Messenger RNA from Cercospora beticola, 2559 nucleotides. The record is from RefSeq and is a predicted model, not a curated record. Lineage: Eukaryota; Fungi; Ascomycota; Dothideomycetes; Mycosphaerellales; Mycosphaerellaceae.
CGGCUCAAGGAUAUCCAUGGCUAGCUUGCCAUGCAUGGUUCCCGACGCUCACAGGUGUUGCUCCUGCAACUUACACCUCGCGAUUCUCUCCGAACAGAAUCUGUCAAAGUGUCUGUUACCGAUCAAACCUGCAUCCUGCGCGCCAGCUCAUCGCCAUAUCCUAUGUCAACCACCAAGACAAUAGAACUGCCUCUCGGCAACACCACCGCGAAAUGCACGAUUGAAAUUCCGGAUACGAGCGAUGAUCCGCCUGCUCCGGAAGCUGUUGUGGACUUCACAUAUCAAGCUGUUGCUUGGAUAGUGAAGAUUGCUGCAGAAAUGAAUACCACGGCUCCCGCCACCAGUCCACAGAGAUCGAGCAUUAGGCAAGUACGAGACAUCCACGAGCUCAGUGCGUGCUGCCACCCAUCGAGGACGAGACCUGACGAGGCGGCGAUGCAGCUCAUCGGCGUCAAGCGAGAGAGGCAGCCUGAUUGUGUCGACAUCAACGACGGAUCUGCGGAUCGACAAUCUGAAGCUGGAACAGUCGUGAAACGACCCAAGUUCGCGAUGCGACACGACAGUUUCUGGAAUGGAGCUUCUGUACCUGAGGUUCCAAUGUCGGAUGACAGUGGGUUCUACGAGGGUGGUGAUUGCUCGCAACCGGCGGAGAGUCUGCCACCCUCGCCGCCAAGAUCUCCUGGCUUGUUAUCAAGAUCACGUUCUUGCCCGCUGCUGGCAUCGUGAAAGCGGCAGCCGUCGCGGAGAAUGGAGGAAAACGAGUGGGAUACACCAUGGCCACUGGGCCAUGACCAAUGAGGAACUGCAGCGAAGUGUCAUGCGACGUACUUGCAGUACAGCUGCAGCUACUACACCUUGGUCCCUCUGGUCUGGCUGCAGCGGCCGCUCCAGCACAGCGUUUCCAUCAUGCCAUUCACAAUACGGCAUUGGUAGAGGACCUCGACGAUGCUUCUGAGCGCCCGUGCUACCGGCUACCCCGCCCGGUCCACCAAGAAGCUGUGCGUCACACGAAUCAUGAUCACACUGCUGAUGGCCACGCUGGUCCGUCGUGCCAUACGGACUGAGGCUGUGCAGGUUAAGUGCUUCUCAAAUGAGCGUAUGAAGAGCCAGACAGCGAGCUGCUCCACCAUGGCUCCUCGUCAAACAGAUCCGCUUCGUUUCGCAAAUCGUUUCGGCGACGGCGUGCUCCGCGGGACAUGCGACGUAAUGACAAUCUGAUCAAUCAUGCGCUGGAUCAAUUUUGCCGCGCCAACUGGCUCCCCUCUAUAGCCAGCGUCCAACAUGCAAGGACACCGAUGCUGGUCCACGAUCUUGCAAACAGGUUCAUCUCCAAUCGCGAAGAUCAGAUGCAUUGAAGCUUGGAACCAGGUCGCAUCGCUUCGAUCUCGGUGUCGACUUACUGACACGCGGCCAUUGGAUGUAUGACACAAUACCCUAUGCCCUCGGGGUCGAGGAAGGUACUGUUUAAACAGAUAGACACGAUACCAUAUGUCUCAGGCUGCAGCCUCAAUGCACCAUGCCCCAUGGCACCAACGUCCACGCGCCACCUGUGACUCGAUACAGUCACAGCUACUUGCACUUGAUCUACACCAUCACUUCCAACCCAUCUCGGUCAGCGAUUCUCUCUCAUGGCGGCCUCUUUGUCUCACGCUGCAACUCCAUUGACCAUGCUCGCUCCCUUCGAAGCCUCUCGAGAUCCAAUGGGCCUCUCCGCUCACAACUACCUGAUACAGCCUCAGUAUACCCGCCACCUCUCCAACGUCUCCCAGCCCGCCGAUCUCCAGGGUGGGGAUCACGCUUCCGAUCCGGCCGAUGGAGAGCGACCUGCCUCCAUGAUGUUGAUGUACCGCGAUGACCUGCGUCAGUCUCCUCUAAAAACGAACGACGACGCCCGAAACCUCGUGUCUUCCAAUUCCUAUCAUGUCAAAGCAAGUGACAAAGACCUAGAAGAAGCGGAGGUCGAGUCCAUAAUCCACGAUAUCGUAACAGGGCCAUCGUCACCAGAUCCGACAGAAAACAACAGCAGAUUCUGGAGCAGUCCCUCCCUCCCCAUCGACGAAGCAGAGCUCUGGGGUCACGAACAAGCCUCCAUGUCUGCUACUGGUGCCGAAGAGCAGACGGUAUAUGUACCUCUCACCGCUUCCCGCAGACCAGCAGCCCAGAGAAAAGAUCUAGGAGAAGGACUUGAUUGGAAUAAGAUUUUGUUGCGGUCAAGGUCAGAGAGCAACCUGGUGUUUCUGAAGAGCCGAGAUCGAUCGAGAUUCUGCGAGAAGGUGUUGAUGCUGGAGGGGAACAGGGAGGAUGCAGAAAAGUGGAGAGAGCAAGGGAACAUUGCAGAACUAGAUUUGUUAUGGCCACCGAAAGCUAAGAUACUAUUGGGAGGAUGAGGCAUUGGCCUGGAAGGUUUGAAGUUGGAGGAGAGCGGGAUAGUCCAACGGGAGAGCUGCACAUCGAAAUGCCUGAUGGAAGAACGCGAUGUGGUGCGGUAUUGGCACAUUGAAAGCAGCCAGAUCAGAUAGCAUUGUGAUUUCGGAAUGAAGCGAUUCACCCGUUCACUUU